Molecule: messenger RNA, 1503 nt
Organism: Colletotrichum truncatum
Lineage: Eukaryota; Fungi; Ascomycota; Sordariomycetes; Glomerellales; Glomerellaceae
Product: maltose permease
Biological process (GO): carbohydrate transport; transmembrane transport
Cellular component (GO): membrane
Molecular function (GO): carbohydrate:proton symporter activity
Source: RefSeq, a predicted model, not a curated record
AUGGCGGCCGUCAAGUCAAGCGACGUAGCGUCGCUCAAAAUGAUCGACCAGCGAGAUGAGCACCCAAUAUCACCAUUGGCAGCUGCCAAAGCAAAUCCUGUCAUCGUUGCCUACAGUCUUGCCGCCGGGGUCGGUUCACUCUUAUGGGGGUUUGACAUCGGUGUCAGUACCAUCACCAUAGCCUUACCAAGUUUUAAAAUGGUGUUUGGUUAUGAAUACCAAGGCCAGCUUCUCAUUUCUGCGACCUGGAACGCUGUAUGGACUGCCAUGACGUAUCUAGGCAUGUCAGGAGGCGGAAUACUUUCUGGGUGGCUUUCCGAUCGAUUUGGUCGCCGUGUGGCAUUCCUUAUUGCUUCCUGCAUUUCCAUCCUUGGUAUUGGGCUACAGUACGCUGCCAGCGAGCCUGGUUUACUUCUUGCGGGUAAAAUGGUCAAUGGCAUCGCGUUGGGGUUCUUCCUGACUUUGACUCCAACCUACAUCUCCGAGAUUGCGCCACAGUCCUUGAGACCUACGUUGACAGCUACUGUAAAUCUAUUCAUCAGUGUUGGUCAGAUGAUGGCAAUUGGCAUCGGCAACACCCGCUUUUCGAUCCUCACACCGUCGUCUUACAAAGUUGUGUUUGCGGCGCAGUGGGCCUUUCCAUGCUUUCUUGUUAUUUUCGCUCUUCUCAUGCCCGAGAGCCCAAUGUUUCUUCUCAGACAAAAAAGAGUGGAUGCCGCUGAGAAGGCUUUUCGCAGUCUUUACCCUGGUAAGGAGCAAGAUGUGAUUGUGGCUCGGGAAGCCAUUGAGAGAACUAUUGCCCAGGAGGAUGAACUUCAACGUCUACAGGAGGGCACGAACUAUAAAGAGUGUUUCCAGGGUGUCGACUUCCGUAGAACAAGGAUCGCCUGCGGGAUGUUUUUCGUGCAGCAGUUCACCGGAAUUGCCUUCUACGCUCAGUCGCUUUAUUUCUUGGGAAUAACUGGGCUGCCAAUCGACUUGACAUUCAAGCUUGCUCUUGGCGGGUUUGGUGCGGCAAUUUUUGGUAACAUCGCGUCGUGGUUCAUCAUGUCUUAUGUUGGUCGACGGCCAUUGCUUUUGACUGGCACCAUUCUCAACGGAACCCUUCUCGCAAUCGUUGGAAUAGCGGGUUGCUUCAAAUCGUCUGUUGCUCUUUACCUUGUCGCAUAUCUGUUGAGCUUUGCUCAGAUAGUCUAUGCACCCACUGUUGGCGCAACUACAUGGGUUAUCUGUACUGAGGCAAGCUCUCAGAGGCUGCGCGCCCGUACCCAGGGAAUAGCGAUGCUUAAUAACGCCUUCAUCAGCUGGGCGAUGGGAUUUAUGACUCCAUACCUCAUCAAUACUGACAGUGCAAACCUUGGAGCCAAGGCCGCUUUUGUGUGGUUGGGCCUCAGUAUUAUAAGCCUGGUUUGGGUUUGGUUUGAAGUUCCGGAAUUCAGAAACAAGUCGACCGCAGAAAUUGACGAGUUGUUUCAGCGACAAACACCUACCAGGAGAUUUUGA